AUUCGUUCUGUCAACAUCUUUAUCGUACGACGUAUAUGUCUUUCCUGUGAAUGGCCAAUUAUAUCUUAUUUUUCUUAAGUUAUGAGAGUAUAAUUUGGGUUUCUUAAACACUUAUAACCAGUAAUCAUGGAUGCAAGAGUGACAGUAAACUUUGUUUGCCAACGUUGCCUGCAUCCAAUCCAGUUGGAUCCUGGAUUUUCCCAUCUGAAUGAACACAUUCUUGCUGAACUUGCAUUGCCAAUAUUCCCUGGUGAGGAGGCAGAAUUUGAUGCAUCAGAAGUAGACAAAUUAGUGCCUCCACUACAGUUGACAGAUUCUGGCCAUCACCCACAUGGAUUUACCUUAGUAGGAGAGUCUGGGGAUACAGAGAAAUCACAGCCCCUAAAGGUAGCAACUGGGUUGUAUGACCUGGUCAGCUCAAAUAGUGACAUCGACCACCCUCUAUGUGAAGAAUGUACAGAUGCCUUGCUUGACCUCAUGGACACCACACUCUCACGCACCCAGAGACAAGCACAGAUGUCCCAGCAACUGCUGAACUCCCUUGCUGAUAUGCCAGAUAUGGAUGUAACAGCUCUGGAGAGUGAAUUGAAAAAUCUACAAGCCGAAGAAGAGAGACUCCUUUCAGAACUGUCCGAGGUGGAGGCUGAGCAGAAGGCUGCAAGAGAGGUUCUAGAGAAACACGAGGAGGAGAAAGCACGACUGGAGGACGAGGAGGAGAGAUACUGGAGGGAAUACUGCACACACAAGUCUCAGCUCACAGCCAUGGAAGAUGAGAACAGAAGCUUGAAGAGUCAGCUGAGCUACACACAGAACCAGCUGGAGAAGCUCAAGAAGACCAAUGUAUUCAACACCACCUUCCACAUCUGGCACUCGGGCCACUUUGGCACCAUCAACAACCUCCGCUUAGGACGGCUGCCAACGGCCCCAGUGACAUGGCCAGAGAUCAAUGCAGCCUGGGGCCAGACAGUGCUGCUCCUGGCCUCACUCGCCAGAAAGAUAGGACUGAAGUUCUCCAAGCACCGCCUGGUCCCUUAUGGCAACCACUCGUAUAUUGAGGUUGUGGGUGAGAGCCGAGAGCUACCCCUCUAUGGCUCGGGAGGCUUCCGGUUCCUAUGGGAUACAAAGUUUGAUGCAGGCAUGGUGGCCUUUCUGGAGUGUGUGGCUGAGUUCCAACAGCAUGUAGAAGCACAGGGAGGCCAGGCAGCUCGCUUCUGCCUGCCAUACAGGAUCAACAAGCACUUCAUUGAGGACCCUUCUUCAGGAAAUUCUUUCUCAAUCAAGAUGCAGUUUAACAGCGAGGAACAGUGGACAAAGGCACUCAAAUUCCUUCUAACAAACCUCAAGUGGGGCCUCACCUGGGUGUCGUCUGCUCUCUUCUCGAGCACUCAGGGUGAAGGAUAAGCACAAAAUUGGAAUGAAAAAGAGAAUCAGUGUGUGAAUGGGAUGGAAGAUGACAGCCUGACUGCUUGUAAAGUGAUAUAGGAUGAUUGUGGUCGGGACUGGAUUUAUGCAUAUACAUUUUUUUUUUUCUUUUUCUUGUAUAUUCUUCUUUUCUUUUCUUUCUUUCUCUCUUUCUUUCUUUCUUUCUUUCUUUCUUUUUUUCUUUCUUUCUUUCUUUCUUUCUUUCUUUCUUUCUUUCUUUCUUUCUU
Penaeus chinensis is the source of this 1649-nucleotide messenger RNA. RefSeq names its product beclin-1-like protein (gene Atg6). NCBI's taxonomy places the organism in Eukaryota, Metazoa, Arthropoda, Malacostraca, Decapoda, Penaeidae. The record is from RefSeq and is a predicted model, not a curated record. The transcript is spliced from 8 exons. The coding region runs from base 127 to 1401 and encodes 424 amino acids. Gene Ontology annotation, biological process: late endosome to vacuole transport; cellular response to nitrogen starvation; autophagy. Gene Ontology annotation, cellular component: phosphatidylinositol 3-kinase complex, class III, type II; phagophore assembly site; phosphatidylinositol 3-kinase complex, class III, type I.